Capsicum annuum is the source of this 1310-nucleotide messenger RNA. RefSeq lists its product as uncharacterized. The transcript is spliced from 7 exons. Gene Ontology annotation, molecular function: metalloendopeptidase activity; ATP binding; ATP-dependent peptidase activity. Gene Ontology annotation, biological process: proteolysis. The coding region runs from base 398 to 1213 and encodes 271 amino acids. NCBI's taxonomy places the organism in Eukaryota, Viridiplantae, Streptophyta, Magnoliopsida, Solanales, Solanaceae. The record is from RefSeq and is a predicted model, not a curated record.
AUUUUUUAUAGUUUUUAGUUAUAUAUAAGAUAUUACAAUGUUUUUUAAGCAACUUGGUCGAUGGCUUGGGAGUACCUAUUGAUGGAAGAGGGGCACUAAGCGAUCCACGUGAAUUGUACAGUUGAACUGGUGUUUACCCUUAAAUUAGUACAGUUGAACUUAUAGAUGUGGCUCAAGGACACGGGAAUUGAGAUAGAUCAAAUCAAGAAGUUGUUUAUAUUACUUUGCUUUGACAAUGCAUAUCUGAUAUAUGAAAAAAUAACAAGUAAAGAAUCAAUAACAAACAGGGAAAUAAGUAAAUAAUGUGAGUGGCUGGCAGUGUCACCGGAAAAUAGCAAGGACCUCGAGCAUUUCAGAACUCAAGAUUACAACGUUUGAGUAUAGUGCUAGUAAGUGAAUGAAAACCAAAUGGUCUACAACAAGAAGGUUCAUGCAGGUACCACAGAGGCUGUAUUCAUUGGAUGAAUUGAGGUUGAAUGGAAUAGAAACCGUAUCUCUUCUAUCACCAGUUGAUGCCACCCUUGGUGCGAUUGAAAGAAAUCUGCAGGUUGCUGCUGUAUUAGGUGGUUCUGCCGCAUGGUAUGCGCUUGAUUUGAGCCCACAACAGAUCCUUUUUGUUUCACUUGGGGUUCUGUUUCUGUGGACACUAGACUUGGUUUCUUUCAAUGGAGGUGUUGGUGCUUUGGUCCUUGACACAAUUGGCCAUACUUUCAGUCAGAAGUACCAUAACAGGGUUAUUCAACAUGAAGCUGGGCAUUUCUUGAUUGCCUACUUGCUGGGUAUUCUUCCUAAGGGGUAUACACUCACUAGUUUGGAUGCUUUGAAGAAGCAAGGAUCGUUGAACAUCCAAGCAGGAACAGCCUUUGUGGACUUUGAGUUUACUGAGGAAGUAAAUAGUGGAAAAGUAACAGCCACGAUGCUGAACAGGUUUUCAUGCAUCGCACUGGCAGGUGUAGCAACUGAAUAUCUUUUGUUCGGGUACGCUGAAGGAGGCCUGUCUGACAUUAAUCAGUUGGAUGCAUUACUGAAAAGCCUGGGAUUUACACAGAAGAAAGCAGAUUCUCAGGUGAGAUGGGCUGUAUUGAACACAAUCCUCAUUUUGCGUCGCCAUGAGAAGGCACGAGCGAAGCUUGCAGAGGCAAUGACUAAAGGGAAAUCUGUAGUCGUGUGCAUUGACACCAUAGAGAAAUACAUUAGUGAUGAUGACCUGUAGCUUCAUAAUUCUUGAUGUCCGUCAUAUAUUUCCAGAUAUCCCCUAUAAUUGUACUCCUUCAUUCUCUUUAUAAAGUGAUCGUUUGUGUGAAAGUAAA